Molecule: messenger RNA, 1017 nt
Organism: Melanaphis sacchari
Lineage: Eukaryota; Metazoa; Arthropoda; Insecta; Hemiptera; Aphididae
Product: protein odd-skipped-like
Exons: 3
Coding region: 227-889 (220 amino acids)
Biological process (GO): embryo development; regulation of transcription by RNA polymerase II
Cellular component (GO): nucleus
Molecular function (GO): RNA polymerase II transcription regulatory region sequence-specific DNA binding; DNA-binding transcription factor activity, RNA polymerase II-specific
Source: RefSeq, a predicted model, not a curated record
ACGGACCACCGCUCACCAUCGACCGUCGACAAUCGCAUCCCCUAGUUGCCAACCGCACAAUAUAUCCAUCUACGUUCUACACCAUAAUAUAAUAUAAUUAUUUUCUAUUAUACGUUGGCUGUUGACAACCGUUUAAAAUAUAUUACAAAUACACUUACAGACGCCGGCCGAGUAAAGUGCUAUAACACAAUAUCCUGACCAGAAAACCAAGACAGACACUACCACCAUGAUGGCCACCGGAGAUUCAAUGAAGUUCGCCGCUGCCCGAUUCGGUGGCGCAGGGGGUCUGCUGGACUGCAAUUUCUCUUCGUUGUACGUGGACGCGGUCUGGGCGAGAUUCCGGCGACAUCCAAGCGCAUUCGCUGGCGGCCAGGUAGAGGGCUACGCCCGAGCCGUGGCUUUGUCCAGGAACGUCCAGAAGCAAAUGGCUGUGAUCACGGCAACUACGCCAGGCGGAAAGCCCAAGAAACGGUACAUUUGCACGUAUUGCGACCGAGAGUUCAGCAAAUCGUACAACCUGCUCAUACACGUCAGGACUCACACGGAUGAACGUCCGUACCCAUGCGACGUCUGCGGCAAGGCAUUUCGCAGACAAGACCACCUCAGAGAUCAUAAAUAUGUUCACAUGAAGGAUAAACCGUUCUCUUGCGAAUCUUGUGGCAAAGGCUUCUGUCAAAUGCGCACGUUAAUUAGCCACCGGAAAAAUGCACAAUGUCAAUGGUAUCAAUAUCAACGGCAUCAAGCGAUGGCCACGCAGAUUUCUUCUGCCGGGACCUCUGAAACUGUUGCCGCUCCAGCGGCUGUCGUGGCGUCCCCUGAAACGGUACGAAACGUAAAUCUUACAGAUUUUAGUAUCAAAACCUUACUGGGAAUCAGUGAGGAUCAAUAGUAUAGUAGAUGGUAGUACCUAUAUGUAUAUAAUACACCUAAUCUACACCAGCUAAAAUAUAUAGUUGAUUUACCAUAUUUAUCGCUCUUUUUCAUACGGUGAAAUGUACAAAAAUAUCUACAUAAAUA